CACGGCUUUGAAAAGGCAGCACUUCCGCAUGGAAGCUGUUACUUUGAAGAGACCUCGGGAUUCAUGCCGGAAGCCUCACGACGUGCUUACCGCAGAAGGACGAGCAUCGUCGAUCCUGUGCAUUGUCGUGACGAGUACGCGCGUGAGCGAGCGAGCAGGUGACAGGUGGGCGGCAUGGCUUUGAUCUCCUUGGAGGACCUCGAAGGGUUGGGCGAAGAUGAGCAACUGGACGAGGACAUCACGGACAACCCCGAGCCGAUGGGGGAGGAGCAAUCGGACCGACUGCUCACUCAUUGGAGGGCCGUGGCCAGCACGCACCAGGUCACCGUGCCGACAGAAAUGAGGGGGCCUAUCCACGAAAUGGCACGCCACAACCAGCAGAGGGAGCCCGUGCCUUUCGUGCCCAUUUCCUGUCAGGAGAAGAUGGGCGAGGUGAUGUGGGAGGAGCGCGCGUACCCGGCGGGCAAGUGGGCGUGCGUGCGGCAGGCUGAGGAACUUUACGAGCAGAGCAUCUCCAAGAGCUUCAUGAAGCUGAUGCGCUUCAUCUGCAAGGAGAACUCGGCAGGUGGCAUGCGCACCCGCACGCACGCGGCAGCGUGUUUUUCCAGCACGCACGGCGACGGGCCACUUUUGCACCUACGAGGCGUCUCGUUUGUGUUUUUGCUGUGCAUACGGGCAGGCGGCCACCUGGGCCUGACGGUGCCGGUGGUCAGCACGGUGAUGGUGACGGCUGACGGCCAGACGCUGGACAAGGAGGUGGAGACCGGCUUCUACUUGCCCGCCGCCUUCCAAGACGCGCCGCUGCGGCCGCACGACCCCGACGUGGAGGUGGUGCAACGGGACGCCUUCACCGUUGUGGCCAGAGCCUUCUUGGGGACGACCACCGAGGAGACGGUGACUCGCCACAGCCGCCUGCUGCGGGAGUUGUUGGACGCCUCGGCGGCCGAGCGCCUACGCUCCGACACCUACAUGGUGGCCGUCUACGAAAACCCUGGCGUCCCGCACCGCCGCAACGAGAUCUGGUUCCUGCGGCGCUAGGGGGCCGACUGCACCGUUUUCUGCAAACAUACACAAAAACUACGCACGGCAAGUCAGGCGCCGUCGUUUUUCUCGUUAGCGUGCCGAGCUCUUAGCGCCGUUAGGAAAUUGGACACUUAGUGGGGAUCAAGUCAAGUUUAUUCAAGGUGAAUAUUUUUGUAUGUUUUGACAAAAAAAACAAACUCAGACUUGUAAUUUGAACGGUAUCUCCAAAAAGCUGAACUUGUAAUGUGAAAUAAAUGUCAAUUUAACAACUAAA
Syngnathus typhle (broad-nosed pipefish) is the source of this 1297-nucleotide messenger RNA. It is a transcript of the gene soul4, whose product is annotated as heme-binding protein soul4. The transcript is spliced from 5 exons. The record is from RefSeq and is a predicted model, not a curated record. Lineage: Eukaryota; Metazoa; Chordata; Actinopteri; Syngnathiformes; Syngnathidae. Bases 175 to 1038 code for a protein of 287 amino acids.